This is a messenger RNA of Ostrea edulis (European flat oyster), 3719 nucleotides long. RefSeq lists its product as uncharacterized. The transcript is spliced from 6 exons. Gene Ontology annotation, cellular component: apical part of cell. The record is from RefSeq and is a predicted model, not a curated record. The coding region runs from base 193 to 1512 and encodes 439 amino acids. NCBI's taxonomy places the organism in Eukaryota, Metazoa, Mollusca, Bivalvia, Ostreida, Ostreidae. Gene Ontology annotation, biological process: protein secretion; negative regulation of protein ubiquitination.
AUGAUUUCCGAACCCGAAUAAUUUUUAUUUUGAUCGAGGUCGAAAGUCAGAUAAUAAUUCCGAAGGGUUCCGAACGGUUGCUAUGGGCGCGCAAACAAGAUGAUAAAAAGCGGUGUCUUAGUAUAAAUAUUAGGACAUACAGGCAAAUUUCACGUAAAUACUACUAUGUAAGGGGGAAAAUAAAAAUGCAGCAUGACAACCCAUGCAUACAUGAGAGAGGGCUUUGGUACGGUUACUUUCGACACAGGUCAAAACCAAACAGAUUCGAGGAAAUUCGGAGGGGUUAUGAGCGAUCGCAUGUCGAUGUACCUUGAUAACACGGCUGUCAUCAAACUCACACAUAAUAACAACCUGUUGCUGAACGAGAAAAAAAUCCAGAGUCGAGAGAACACGGUUUAUAAAUCUGAAACGGACAACAUUGUCAUCAAUAGCCUCAAAGACUCUCAUUUCAGAUUACUCACAGCAGAGUCGAAUGUACGCCCCACAUCUAGCAAUAUAAGUGACAGGAUCGACCUUGGGGUUACAAAUCCCAUCGUCAGUCAGCCCACCACUCCAAAUGCUGAGGUCGGGGAAGAAGGGCCAGACGCUGCACCCCAACUGCAGAAUGAACAGUUAGAUAGUUACAACAUCAACUCCAAGUCUUCCAGCAGAAAAGAAGAGAAAAAUAUUCCAAAAUUGCUGCAUAAAGUUACAAAAAAGAGGAAACGAGGAAAGAGAAAGAAGAGGGCAAAGUCCAGUCGCGGCUUACGGAGCAAAUCCACCCAGGGGAAAGAUGGUGGAGCAUCUAAACAACGCAUUCCCACGGCAACAACUGUUAAGACUGGUGUGAAACAGAAUGAUACUCAGAAUAUGACCACUGGUGCUGCUGGACUGGGUGUCCUGGAAUCCAUGUGUAAACCUAUGGUUCUCCAUAAGACGUCAGAGCGCAAGAACUCGGAGAAACGAGAGACAACAAAGACAGUCAGCUCAGGAAAUCGUUCCCUGACCAACACAAAACAUCUAUCACUUCCACAAAUGACCAAUAACUUCAUGGUCAAAACGGAUUCCUCUGUGAGGACUUCUAACUCAGAAAACUUUCAAAAUUCCAAGUCUUUUGUGUACCCAUCUAGUCGAAUCAACCAUGCAGAGAUUGCACGGAUUACAAAGAUUUAUUUAUCAGAGAAGCAGUCAGGCAUAGUGAAGGACUGUGGAAUGGAAGUUCCUUGUGCACCACCUGCAACACCACUUCCAGACCCAUCCAAAAAAGUCGAAUAUAUACCAAGUAUGAAUGACAUAAGGGCACAGAGAGCAGUGAAAGUAAAACUACAAGUUUUGGAGAAGGAAGCCCAGAAAAAAUCAGCAAAACGCAGAGAAGACCAGGCCAAGCAGGAAAAACACCAGCUGAAGGAGCGGGAAAAGGAUCUCAGAGUCAAACAGAGGAUAGAGAUUUAUGCCCUCAACAAAAUCAUGACAGACCUUGAGAACAAGAGGUUUAUGGAAUUCUGUGAGAAGAAAGGAAUUAGUACAACAUAACACCGGCCUAUAGAGUGUCAUUUUGUGAAUGUGUAUGGGGUACCCCUCUUUCAUCAGUUAGUUAUAGGAGUUAUAACAAAGGCAUUAUACUGCUGAUCUCAUGUAACACAGAACAGGUCACAAUUCCCAUAGCAACACUUACAUACCAGGUCAAAGGUUCCCAUAUCAACACUUGCAUACCAGGUCAAAGUUCCCAUAGCAACACUUACAUACCAGGUCAAAGGUUCCCAUAGCAACACUUACAUACCAGGGCUGCGUUCCAAGAUUGUAGUGGCUACAUAGUGCUAGAUAGAGCUAUAAAAUUGAAUGUACAUCUAGGCUAGCCCCUACGUAGCUAAUUCAUACAGUGCGUUUAUAGACCUAGAUAUCUAGCCUAGCAGUUAGGCUAGCCACAACGAUCUCGAACACAGCCUAGGUGAUACAUGUAUGUUCCCAUAGCAACACUUAAAUAACAUGUCAAAGUUUUACCACAGCAACACUUACAUACCUGGGCUGUGUUCAAGAUCGUAGGGUUAGCUGCUAGGCUAGAUAUCUAGGUAUAUUGAACGCACUGUAUGAAUUAACGCUUGUUAUCCCUACAUAGGGCUAGCCUAGCACAUUGCUCAAGAUUGUAGCGCUACCGAGCCCUACGUAGCUGCUAUGAUCUUGAACGCAGCCCAGGUGAUGUUCCUAUAGCAACACUUACAUACCAAAUCACAGGUCUCCAUAGCAACACUUACACACCAGGUAUAUGAUGUCUCAGUUUGUGGUGUGAUCAGCUCUGACUUUGUGUGUUCUAUUUGUGUAUAACCUCAUUGUGUUGUAUAAUGGACAAAGAACCCAUGACAUCUUCAAUCUACAGCUAGUCAGUCAAACUAAAAUGGUAGCUUGGAGGAUUAUCUCUUCAUGCAUUGUCAACACAGAUUGUCAACUCACACUGUCAACUGUCAUCUCAGAUGUCAACUCACACUGUCAACUGUCGUCUCAGAUGUUAAAUCACAUUGUCAACUGUCAUCUCAGAUGUUAAAUCACAUUGUCAACUGUCAUCUCAGAUGUUAAAUCACAUUGUCAACUGUCAUCUCAGAUGUUAAAUCACACUGUCAACUGUCAUCUCAGAUGUUAACUCACACUGUCAACUGUCAUCUCAGAUGUUAAAUCACACUGUCAACUGUCAUCUCAGAUGUUAAAUCACAUUGUCAACUGUCAUCUCAGAUGUUAACUCACACUGUCAACUGUCAUCUCAGAUGUCAACUCAAGCUGCUGGUAAUGCUGCCAUGGUCAGGUUCCAUCAAAGAAAGCAGCAAACAAUAUGUGAUUUUUAUUUUUAUCACAUGGAACAAUUGAUGCAUUUAUUUCGCAGAUUCAUGAAAUGUUCAGAUUAUUCUUUACAAAACCAUACCAAUGUCUUAAUGAUCACAACAAAGUGAUAUAGGUUGAAUCUCAUCAAUGAGCAAGGAAUAGAGAGACUCUUGCCGAUCUUAUGGUGGCCAUUUUGUAAGGUUUGUUCCUCAUUGCAUGGGGUAAAUUAAAAUGGCUAUCAUGUCCUGUAAAUAGCUGAUGUAUUUUAGGUGCUUGUCAUUUCAUGGCUGUGUGAAUUGUGUUUAUAAAUGUCUGUUUGUGUGAUGAAUGCGAAAAUUUGAUAUAGAUCAUGAAUUGAGAUUCUGAAUACAAAUGUUUCAAUGUGCCAUUGUCUUUCAUUCUGUGAACACUGACUCACUUGUUGUACUGUAAAUUUGUAUUGUUACCAUACACAGUAAAACACAGUUACAGUAAACAUGCUUAUAAUGAAUUCAUGCUUAUAGCGAAGUAAUUUUCAUUAUAAACUUGUUUUAUUGUACCACUUAAAACAUAAUUACCAAAAAAAAAACCUGUUGUUACAAUGUAUAUCAUGUUUUUAAUUAAAACUAUGUUAAGUUUGGAACUUAUCUUGUAAUUAUAAGUUGCUUUAAUAGCUCAUGUUUAUCUAAAGCAUAUUUCAAAUAUGUAAGAUAUGAAGGCAGGUGACUUAACCAUAUCAUUAUUUAUAUUUUGUAAGCAUGUUUUGAGAAAAAAAUUUGAAACAUUCUAAGACUACUGUUUUAUCCAAUCUUGAAAAUAUUUUGAUGUUGUCUUUUACAGAACUAUUUUACAGACUUCUGUAGAGAUAUAUCUAGAUGUUUAAAGCAUAACAUCAACGAGUUUUGUAUCCUGUGAUAAGUACACUGUGAUAUAAAGUGAGGGAUAUUUUA